AUGUCUUCGCCUGAAGAAUCUCCCGCACAGCGGGCCGCGCGCCAGCGGCGUGAGCGUCGCGAGGCAAAGAUCAAGGCUGGUGGAAGCGCUCGACUCGACAAGAUCACCAGUCUCAGCGGACGGACACCAGCGAGCACUCAUGAUAAUAUCUCUCCUUCGCCAUCACCGCAGCCUCCGUCUCGCACAGAUUCACCAGCGAUACCGCCUAGUCUAUCCCCCGAAGCAUUUUCUCGACCCUCGCCGCCCGUGGAUGGUCCCUCUGGUGAUGACAUGCGUGCACAGCAAGAGUAUCUAAAGGCCCUACUACGAUCGAACCCGGCCGAGCAACAAAACCAGCAGCAGAUUGACCAGGACCCCAUGUUAAAGCUACUGAGCUCCAUGAUGGGCGGCAUUCCCGGCGCAGAAAACACGGCUCCUGGUUCCGGGCUCACACCUCCGCCUCCAGGGAACAAUCUCAAACCAGAUGAUUUGGCCGGCGCUCUGGGAAUUCCACCCUUUCUAUCCAAGUUUCUACUGGGGGGCGGAUCUGCACCCAUGAGUCCGGCACAGAAGAAACAGGAGCGCGUGUGGAAGCUCCUUCAUACUGUGUUUUCCCUGCUUAUCGGCGUGUAUUUGGUCAUUCUGGUCGGAUCGUCGAUCGCGACGUACGGAGGUAGCCCGCCGCCUCCUGCAGCAGCGCAGAACCCGUUUGUGGUUUUCAUGACUGGGGAGCUAUUGUUGAAUGGGUUGGGAAUACUAUUGGGGACGUCUCAGCAGGGAACUCUGGCCUUGGGAAAGCAACUUUUUUCCAGUCUAGUCCGGGACGGCAGCAUCGCUGUUUUUAUCCUUGGCGUAGGAUCGUGGUGGAAUGGAGGAUGGCAAGUUCUGGGAAGCUACUAA
This is a messenger RNA of Talaromyces rugulosus, 879 nucleotides long. RefSeq lists its product as uncharacterized. The transcript has 2 exons. Gene Ontology annotation, biological process: retrograde vesicle-mediated transport, Golgi to endoplasmic reticulum. The record is from RefSeq and is a predicted model, not a curated record. Bases 1 to 879 code for a protein of 292 amino acids. Lineage: Eukaryota; Fungi; Ascomycota; Eurotiomycetes; Eurotiales; Trichocomaceae.